This is a messenger RNA of Pomacea canaliculata, 1794 nucleotides long. RefSeq lists its product as uncharacterized. NCBI's taxonomy places the organism in Eukaryota, Metazoa, Mollusca, Gastropoda, Architaenioglossa, Ampullariidae. The transcript is spliced from 5 exons. The record is from RefSeq and is a predicted model, not a curated record. The coding region runs from base 66 to 821 and encodes 251 amino acids.
AGAAAAGAUCAAAGGCAGACAAAUAAAGAAGUAAACACUGUAGUCUGACAGACGGCGCUGCGAUCAUGAUGUCUCACCUGAUGUUUUUAAUCUUCGUCGUCGCUUGGUCGACCUGGACUGCAUGCAAAAGCGAUGUCCUUUGGACAUGGGACGAAGCAUUCGAUGACGUCAUCAAGGCAGACAACUCCUCACACACACAAGUGAGACGAGCCGUUAACGUGGGUCACUGCGCAUCUUUGUGCACCUCAAACGCCUCGUGCUCUUCGUUCUUCUUCCUUCCUAAGACAGAAGAAUGUCGUUUACAUGAGAUUGUCUUCGCCAAACGAGCUGGCGGCCAGUCGUCACCAGGUGCCAGAUACUUCAAGGCUUUCUCUGCGGCCUGUUCUCGUGACGGGUAUGUAUGGCUGCGUGGUCCACGCACGUGCUUCAAGGUUUAUUCAGAUUCCCCGAACUUCAGAUCCGUGUACCAAAGCUGUGUCGAUGCUGGUUCACGGUUGGCUGUUCUGGACAAAGAAGACAAGCUGAGAGGAGUUGCGGCGUACUUUGCAGACCUCGACACUCCGAUUACCCGAGCCUACAUCGGCGGCAUGCGAGACGGAGUUGUGAAUGGUACCCGAACCAACUGGAACAAUACCCUUGACCCGCUGUACUGGCUGAAUGGAGUAAAGAUACCCACUAGUGGGCCUGACUCCUACUGGGCUCUCCCGGAUGUCAACCCCUCCAAUAGCUAUGGCAUUGAAGGGUGCAUGGAAAUCAUUGAUAGAUUGUGGAAUGACAUUUCCUGCGUCAACGGACAACCCUUUAUCUGCGAAAAGAUUUAAAGAUGAUCUGUCAGACACUGGUCGCCUAUCUCUUCACAAGCGGUGUGCGGGAGAAGCUGUGGAUGCUACCCAGAUCAUCAAGAAAAGAGGAGGGAGAAUCUGUAGAAAAAUAUACCUUUUUUUUGAACGUUUAUUUAUGUGUUUAAUAUUGUUUUCCGCUUACUUGAUGGUCAAAAGCAUGGCAGUGUAUAUUUUGAUGCAUAGGGAAGGACAUUUAUUUGUAUCCAUACGCUAUCAGCUUCAAAAAGAAGUCGCCUGCAGGAAAUUAACCCUCAGUAGAGUGUGCAUCAAUAUUUGUGUAAAUUACUUUUUUCAUCCCAUUCUUAAAUGUUGUGUUUAUAUUAAUGAUCUGUUAGUGACUUGCAUACUUGUUAAAGUAAACUAAAGUAACUAGAUGUUAAAGUAAACGUUGACCAAGGGCAAUGUCUGAUCACAUUUUAUCAAAGUACUGUCAUGAUAAAUGCGAGCAUUGACGAAAUCAAGAAUAUCAACAAGUCAAUACCAUAGAAACAAGAUUUAAAAACGGCAAGUUUGAUUGCGACCUUUUAGAAUGAAUCAAAUUACAGUAUAGUAAUCAGAUUAUCAUUUUUAGGUACUGUAAACGUAAUACUAAACAAAAAUAAUAUAUAUAAGCAUAAUGAUAAUAAGAAUUAGCAAUCUCUAAGUAAGACAAUACAUUUCUCGUAGUGAAUGUUAGGGUCAUAUGUUAGUGACAGACACCCACAAUUAUUUGUUGCGCAGAUUUGUUAGUCACUGGGAUACCAGUGACCAGUUUUUAGGGUAAAAUUUGACUCGCUUAAUGAUAUCAAAAACGUUUGAUAGAAUUGAUAUUAUUUUAAAAAAUGACUGUGCAUUAAAAGCAAUAUUUUACAAUCACCUUAUCCCUCUGGGUUUAAGGACUGUAAAAAAUGUAUAGUGACAAUUUUGUAAGUGCUGUAAAGUAAUAUGAUAAAUUUAAAUUUAAUACAAAAUA